CUUAGCGCGACCCUUAGAAUGACACCUGUGAGUUUCCGUAGUUGCAUUUAGCGCUAAUUGCUUGACAAACGUGUUUAAAAUAAAAUAAAACAUCGCAGAAAAGUCUCAUAAUGUCCAUGCAACCGAGUAAUCCUACGAAUCCGAUCGUUUUCUUCGAUAUUACCAUCGGCGGGCAGGAUAUUGGACGGAUGAAGAUUGAACUGUUUGCUGACGUAGUUCCAAAAACAGCAGAAAACUUCCGGCAGUUUUGCACCGGUGAGUUCAGAAAGGACGGUGUCCCUAUCGGGUUCAAGGGCUGCACCUUCCACAGAGUGAUCAAAGACUUUAUGAUCCAAGGAGGCGACUUUGUAAAUGGUGAUGGAACUGGUAUCUGCAGCAUCUACAGAGGUCCAUUUGCAGAUGAGAACUUCAAAGUAAAGCAUAGCGUGCCCGGUCUUCUCUCCAUGGCAAACAGCGGUCCAGGAACAAACGGAUGUCAGUUUUUCAUCACCUGUGCCAAAUGUGACUGGUUAGAUGGAAAACACGUUGUUUUUGGAAAAUUAGUCGAUGGUUUGCUGAUCAUGAGAAAGAUUGAGAACGUUCCGACGGGGCCCAAUAACAAACCAAAGCUCCCCAUCCUCAUAGCGCAGUGCGGCGAGAUGUGAUCCAGCCUGAAUGUGAUGCCACACCCACCUCUGUACACAUGAAACCCAAACAGAACCUCAUCCCACUUUUUUAGGGAUUCCUUUACCCAUAAUGCACCAUUAAAGGACAUGGUGAGGAUCAGCAGUACAUCAUUUUGGUCAUUUUAAGCAGCUGAUGGACAUGAAUCCAGGAAAAAAAAACCCAGCUUAAGGUGAUUCUAAUCUCGGGUCGAGUUCAGAAGUGGCAGUUUAUGAUGAUAGUUUGUUGAUUGAAGUUUCUGCUUCAUAUGAAUACAAAUUGUUUUGGUUUUUGUAUUCUUAAAUAAAUUGACUCACUAUGUCCAGGUUUC
Thalassophryne amazonica is the source of this 973-nucleotide messenger RNA. It is a transcript of the gene ppih, whose product is annotated as peptidylprolyl isomerase H (cyclophilin H). The coding region runs from base 111 to 644 and encodes 177 amino acids. Gene Ontology annotation, biological process: protein peptidyl-prolyl isomerization; protein folding. The transcript is spliced from 9 exons. Gene Ontology annotation, molecular function: peptidyl-prolyl cis-trans isomerase activity. NCBI's taxonomy places the organism in Eukaryota, Metazoa, Chordata, Actinopteri, Batrachoidiformes, Batrachoididae. Gene Ontology annotation, cellular component: intracellular membrane-bounded organelle. The record is from RefSeq and is a predicted model, not a curated record.